Messenger RNA from Bacillus rossius redtenbacheri, 1129 nucleotides. RefSeq names its product palmitoyl-protein thioesterase 1 (gene Ppt1). The transcript has a single exon. The record is from RefSeq and is a predicted model, not a curated record. The coding region runs from base 116 to 1042 and encodes 308 amino acids. Gene Ontology annotation, cellular component: lysosome. Lineage: Eukaryota; Metazoa; Arthropoda; Insecta; Phasmatodea; Bacillidae. Gene Ontology annotation, molecular function: palmitoyl-(protein) hydrolase activity. Gene Ontology annotation, biological process: receptor-mediated endocytosis; protein depalmitoylation.
GAAGAAAUGAAGGAAUAAAAGUACAUUUAAAUUUAAGAGAUUUUGGCAUGCAUGAAAGCCGUAUAUGCAUUGACAUUAGUUCUUUCAUAACCAAGUAUCGAGUAUUUCAUUAGAUAUGUGUGCAUUACGAUGCUGCGUGUUUUGUGCCUUGUAUAUAUUUACGGGUUUGGAAUCCAGUUACGUAUGUGCACUACAAACAGUCCCCGUUGUGAUGUGGCACGGAAUGGGAGAUUUCUGUUGCAACCCUCUAAGUCUGGGAUACGUGAAGAAGUUAAUCGAGAAGGAAAUACCCGGCAUUUAUGUAAAAUCGUUGAAAAUCGGCAGCACUGUUGCGGAGGAUAUUGAACAUGGUUACUUUAUGAAUGUUAACAAACAAGUUGAAGACGUAUGCAAACAACUGCAAGCCGACCCUAACCUUUCAGGUGGCUACAAUGCUAUUGGUUUCUCUCAAGGUGGUCAGUUUUUACGUGCGGUUGCCCAGCGUUGCCCAGUGCCUAGAGUCAAGAACCUCAUUUCAGUAGGCGGACAGCAUCAAGGAGUUUUUGGUGUGCCAAACUGUAGCACUUUGAAGCAUAAAUGGUGCAGUUAUAUUAGCAAGAUUCUCACAUAUGCUGCAUACGAAAACUGGGUGCAGAAUGAAUUUGUCCAAGCCCAGUACUGGCACGACUCCCUCAAAGAAGAACAAUAUCGCAGCGCAAGUGUUUUCCUAGCCGACAUCAACAAUGAACGAAGCAAUAAUACGACUUACAAGGAAAAUUUACUUCUUGUUGAAAAUUUUGUAAUGAUAAAGUUCAAUAAUGACACAGUUGUAGAACCUAAAGAAACUGAAUGGUUCGGUUUCUAUAAACCAGGUCAAAUUUCAGAGUUCUUCACAUUACAGGAGAGUGAUCUAUACAAGAAAGAUUUGUUAGGCCUUCGUCAGUUAGAUGAAACUGGAAGACUUAAGUUUCUUUCUGUGGAUGGAAAUCAUUUACAGUUUACCGAAGAGUGGUUCAUUGACAACAUUGUAAAGAAUUAUUUACUAAAUAAAUUAGUUCCGUAAGUUCAUAUCUCCAUAAAGGCACACUAUAUAAAUAAAAAAAAUUUGUGCAUUAAAAAUUGUAAAUCAUUUUACUUCAAUGAGUUUUUA